This is a messenger RNA of Sorex fumeus (smoky shrew), 1101 nucleotides long. It is a transcript of the gene FLT3LG, whose product is annotated as fms related receptor tyrosine kinase 3 ligand. The transcript is spliced from 10 exons. The record is from RefSeq and is a predicted model, not a curated record. Lineage: Eukaryota; Metazoa; Chordata; Mammalia; Eulipotyphla; Soricidae. Bases 142 to 903 code for a protein of 253 amino acids. Gene Ontology annotation, cellular component: cell surface; membrane. Gene Ontology annotation, molecular function: receptor tyrosine kinase binding; cytokine activity. Gene Ontology annotation, biological process: positive regulation of cell population proliferation.
UGUCAGUCCAGCUGGGGCAAGGCUAGUGCGUGCGGAGAAAUGGGCUCCUGUUUCCCGAGGGGCGGGGUGGCGCCCCUCACUUCGGGCUGAGGGAGGAGGCAUGGGGAAUCUGGCCACAGGCAUGAGGGGUCCCCGGCAGAGAUGAUACUGCUGGCGCCAGCCUGGAGCGCAACACCAGAGCCCCACGGACGAGGUCCCAACGCUGAGACCCCGCUGCUGCUGCUGCUGCUGCUGAGCCCCGGCCUUCGCGGGACCCCGGAUUGCUCUUUCCAGUACAACCCCAUCUCCUCCACCUUCACGGCCACCAUCAGCAAGCUGGCUGACUACCUGCUCCAGGACUACCCGGUCACAGUCGCCUCCAACCUGCAGGACGACGAGGUCUGCGGGGCCUUCUGGAGGCUGGUCCUGGCCCAGCGCUGGAUGGGGCGCCUUAAGUCUGUGGCGGGGGCCCACAUGCAAGAACUUCUGGAGGCGGUCAACACCGAGAUCCAUUUUGUCACCUCAUGUGCCUUCCAGCCCCUCCCCAGCUGUCUUCGCCUCGUCCAGACCAACAUCUCCCACCUCCUGCAGGACACAUCCGAGCAGCUGGGGGCCCUGAAGCCCUGGAUCACCCAGCGGAACUUCUCCAGGUGCCUGGAGCUGCAGUGUCAGCCGGACUCUUCCACUCUGUUGCCCCUGAGGACCCCGAGGGCCCUGGAGGCCACCCCACUGCCAGCCCCCGCACCCCCUCUGCUGCUGCUGCUGCUCCUGCUGCCCGGGGCCCUCACGUUGCUGGUGGCCGCCUGGUGUCUACACUGGCGAAGGAGGGGGUGGAGGACUCGGAGGACGCCCCGCCCCGGAGAGCUGGUACCCCCCAAUUCCAGUCCUCAGGAGGUACUGCCCCUGCGGCCCCCGGAAUCCUGACUUAUUGGGGAGUCUCGGAUAACCUAGUGAAUCAGAGGCAUCACUUGUCCCGAUUUGCAAAGGACAUCAAAGCCCGGAGAAGCAUAUCGCCGACCUGGAGGGAAGUCAGCUGGCUGCUGCCUCUUGUCUGGUUUUGCUGUCCCCUUUCGCUCAGGACCAUGGCAAUGCCAGGACAAGGCCUCACCUGCCUCCCUCUGU